AUGCCACUCUCAUCAGCCGAUCCCAAAUUUCGAGUAGCAAUCUGUGGUGCAGGCAUAGGAGGGCUUGCUCUCGCUGUCACAAUCGGAAAGUUUGCAAAUCAGGAUAUCCAUAUAGACUUGUAUGAAGCGCAUGAUGCUACCACGACUGGUGGGGCUGGAGUUGUACUCUCGAGUCGUACAAUGGAAGUCAUGAAAGAACUCGACAUGUACGAAGAAAUCUCUCGCGUUUCGACCAAACCCCCUUCUUCCAGUCAUGCGCUAAAAGUCAGGAGGUCUGAUAUGCCACAGGGUGGUUUUGAAUGGCUUCAAUCACCCCCCACAGUCUCAUCUCAUAUGAACCAUCAGCAUCUCGUGGAAACCCUCAAGCAAAACCUCCCAUCGUCGUGCAGCCUUCACUUUAAUAAACGACUCACUCGAUAUGACAAGCAGUUAUCAGGAUCACUCAUCCUUCACUUCGCUGAUGACAGCACCUCAGCUACGGACGUGUUAAUAGGAGCAGACGGUAUCUACUCCUCAGUGCGGAAGACGUUUUUUGAAACAUUAGACGAGGAUGUCAUAGACCCAAGUAAGAUAAGACACUACGUUGAUCCAUCUUGGACCGGAACGCUCGUCUAUCGCACUGUAUUUCCGGCAAAGAAGCUCUCGGAACUGGAUCCAGACCACAUAGCCUUGACGAAUUUCAUUAUAUUUUGCGGAAAGAGAAAGCACGUCGUUUCAUACCCAGUUUCACAAGGAACGCUGAUCAAUGUUGUGGCACUUGUUACCGAUGAGGACAAAGCUGGCACACCUUUUGAGGGCCGUUGGGCUUCAUCUGUGUCGCAUGAAGAGGUUCAGGAAUCAUAUCAGGACUUUGAAUCCGCUGUUAAAAACCUGCUGAAAUGUUUCGAAAACCCUUCAAGAUGGGCGCUUCAUGUAGUAAAUGAAUUGCCGUUAUCUGCUUACGACAGGGUUGCCUUGAUAGGUGAUGCGUGCCAUGCGAUGACACCCCACUUUGGCGCCGGAGCUGGCCAGGCGAUAGAGGAUGCUUUUGUGCUUGGUCGCCUUCUUGCUCAUCCACUCACAACAUUAGAUAACUUACCCGCCGCGCUGAAGGCAUACCAGGACGUUCGCCUCCCAUUCGCUCAAUUUGUAGCACGGGAAUCGGAACUUAGAGGACGUAUGUGGGACUUUGAGCUGUCUAGUACAGCUGGAGGAGAAGUGCAAGAAGAGUUGGAGAUCCAAAAGGAGAAGCUCUUAGCCCAAUGGGAAUGGGAAGGCAGGGAUAGGCCUGUCGCCGAAUGGUUGGAAGCAGAAAGGAAAUUGCAGGAAAGCAUAGGCGUGUCGAACGGGCUAUUAACGUGAAAACGAUGUAUCACUAGUAUCAGUAUUUUCUCCCCAAGUUCUACUAUACGUAAUGACCAUUGACUAUGUCCACGAUAAACCUUAUGACAUAGACUACUAAAGUGGCUAA
Molecule: messenger RNA, 1450 nt
Organism: Suillus plorans
Lineage: Eukaryota; Fungi; Basidiomycota; Agaricomycetes; Boletales; Suillaceae
Exons: 8
Coding region: 1-1341 (446 amino acids)
Biological process (GO): secondary metabolite biosynthetic process
Molecular function (GO): FAD binding
Source: RefSeq, a predicted model, not a curated record